AUGCAUUCCAGCGCUAUCAUCCUUGGUCUCAUUGGCAUUUCCAGUGCUCUGACUCUCAACAUCCCCUCUCGUGUGGGUGAUAUUAUCUCUCUGCCUUCCCCUAGUGAGAUCUCGGGCAGUGUUGAUCUGGGCAACCGCGAGUACGAUCGUGGUCGAUCCUGCGACAAUGAUGAUGACACUGGCGAUGAGAACGCCGUGUUCAUCUUGAAGGAUGGAGCAUCACUGAGCAACGUGAUCAUUGGAAAGAACCAACUCGAAGGCAUCCACUGCAAGGGAUCCUGCACCCUGACCAACGUCUGGUUUCGUGAUGUCUGCGAGGACGCUAUUUCCAUUCUCGGAACCGGAGAUGCCCUCAUCAAAGGUGGUGGUGCCCAAGAGGCUAAGGACAAGGUGGUGCAGCACAACGGUGCAGGAACCGUCACCAUUGAUGGAUUCACUGUUGUGAAUGCAGGCAAGCUAUACCGAUCAUGCGGAAACUGCAGCAACAACAAGAGCAAGAGCCCCCGGCAUGUGGUGGUCAAGAACGUCAAGGCCGAUGGUGUGUCUACCUUGGUAGGAAUCAACUCCAACUACGGCGAUACCUCCAAUGUGAGCGGCACCUGUGGAUCCGUCAGCCAUGUGUGCCAGGAGUUUGAGGGAGUCGAUAAGUCAGAGGACAGAGAAAGCCCCAAGCUGACAUCGACUGCUUCCUGCAAGGGACAGUCGUCUCUUUCUUCUUGUUAA
Messenger RNA from Penicillium waksmanii, 723 nucleotides. RefSeq names its product pectate lyase. Gene Ontology annotation, cellular component: extracellular region. NCBI's taxonomy places the organism in Eukaryota, Fungi, Ascomycota, Eurotiomycetes, Eurotiales, Aspergillaceae. The transcript is spliced from 3 exons. The record is from RefSeq and is a predicted model, not a curated record. Gene Ontology annotation, biological process: pectin catabolic process. Bases 1 to 723 code for a protein of 240 amino acids. Gene Ontology annotation, molecular function: pectate lyase activity.